Molecule: messenger RNA, 1704 nt
Organism: Alternaria ventricosa
Lineage: Eukaryota; Fungi; Ascomycota; Dothideomycetes; Pleosporales; Pleosporaceae
Exons: 1
Coding region: 1-1704 (567 amino acids)
Source: RefSeq, a predicted model, not a curated record
AUGAGAUACGCUUUCGCUCCCAUCGCGUUUGGCCUCGGAGCCAACGCCCUUGUCGUCCGUCAGGCUACACAGUGCUUCAAGCUUGAAGCGUCAGGCGGCGCAUCAGGUGUACUUGGCCAACUCGACGACGGCCAGAACCGUGUCGGUAACGGUGGUCUGCCUACCAGCUGCUACUGCCUGGACGGCAACGGUGGCUUCACUGAUUCCAAUGGACGGGGUUGCAUCCUAACUCCUCCCACCACACAAUUCCAAUGCGAUGUUGGCGCCACUCCCACCAACGGCUUUGCCGUUGGCCCCAACGGUGGCGUUACAUACAACGGCUCCGGCAAGUUCUACGCUUGCCCCGUCAAUGACAACGGCGAGUACAACGUCUACACAACUCCUGCCCCUGGCCAAGCCAAGUGCGUCGAGAUCUCUCUAGGCUCUGCUGGUUCUUGCGGGGCUGGCGCUACACAACCCGCUGGCUCUCAGCCUGCUGGCACACCUCCCGUAGCCACUGCUACUGUACCUGCUGGUACACCUCCUGCUGCCACAUACCCUGCUGGCACACCUCCCGCUGGCACACCUCCCGCUGGCACACCUCCCGCUGGUACACCUCCCGCUGGUACACCUCCCGCUGGUACACCUCCCGUAGCCACCGCCACUGUACCCGCCGGCACACCUCCUGCUGGAAAGCCCUCUGGUAUGCCUGGGAAGCCUUCCGAUAUGCCCGGAAAGCCUGGUCAGUCAGGUAUGCCUGGAAAGCCUUCCGGUAUGCCCGGAAAGCCUUCUGGCAUGCCCGAGUACCCCGGCCAACCUGGAAAGCCUCAGCAAUCAGGCAAGCCAGGCUACCCCGCCAUGUCCGAAGGCCAGAAGCCCUCCCAGCCCGCACCCGGUGUCCCUCAAGAGUCUGAGUGUGUUCACAGCGUCGUGACCGUCACUGUCACUGCGCCUGCUGCUCCUCCCGCUGAGACUCAUCCUGCCCCUCCCGCUGAGACACACCCUGCUCCUUCUGAGACCAAGCCGGCCCCUCCCGCUGAGACUCACCCAGCUCCCCCUGCUGAGACCCACCCUGCACCUCCCGCUGAGACCCACCCUGCACCUCCCGCUGAGACGCAUCCCGCUCCUCCCGCCGAGACUCACCCCGCUCCCUCUGUGACGAAGCCCGCGCCUCCAGCAGAGACCACGCCCACAAAGCCCGACGAUACCGACGAUGAUGUUGACAACGGUGGUGAGGGUUCAUGCCCCAAGGACCUCAACGGCAACUACGAGUACCCCCACCUGAUCGUACCUGUCGACUCCGAGCAACCCGACAAGGCCCACGACACCUCGUACAACGGCAAGAUCGAUAGCCACACUUGCACCAUCUUCAACUUCGAUAUCCCCGCCUCGAUGGCUGGCAAGAAGUGCUCUGCCAUGUUCAUGCUUCCCAAGAAGGAGGACCUCGAGACCUCCGACUACACCAUGUCUGGCCACGGAAAGUGCACCAUCAGCAAGCUCAAGGGCCCUGCCGAUGCAAUGACCACCUACAAGAACAUGCCCGCUAAGGAUAAGGACGUUGCCUCCAUGGAGAUGACCCCUGGCAACACCUACCCCGUCGAGACUGGUGACUGCGAGGCGGGCAAGACCGUCAGCUACAUGAUUUGCGGCAGCGGUGACUUCUCCAUGGAUUACUUCCAGGACUACAACCCAAGCCCCAUUGGCAUGUACGUCCGCCAGUGCUAG